Annulohypoxylon truncatum is the source of this 2157-nucleotide messenger RNA. RefSeq lists its product as uncharacterized. The record is from RefSeq and is a predicted model, not a curated record. The transcript has a single exon. Bases 278 to 2149 code for a protein of 623 amino acids. Lineage: Eukaryota; Fungi; Ascomycota; Sordariomycetes; Xylariales; Hypoxylaceae. Gene Ontology annotation, biological process: nuclear DNA replication. Gene Ontology annotation, molecular function: protein tyrosine/serine/threonine phosphatase activity.
GGAUAUCCACGUACAUUCACGUACAUACACGUACAUACAUACAUCCAUACCAGACCACUCCUUCCCCGUCCACCCCGUCCCCCCGCAAUUGCGCUUAGUCCACCUCGCAACUAAGUAGCUACUGCCUUACCCUUGUGCCUGAGCCUGAGCUUAAGCUUGAGAGCCUGACCCUGAUAUGAAGCACACGGUUACCAACGGUGCCAGUCAAUACCAAUUUACUUCCGUUUCAACAACAGAAACAACAAUUGUCACUUGAACAACAACCACAAGUAGUACUAUGAGUAAGACAAUGACUACAGUUGCGCUUCCCAGGCCAAUUUCACCGCAUCGCUCUUCUUCUGGUAUCGUCACUUUAUCUUCUCCGAUAGCUCUCGAAACGAUCAAUACCCAACAAGUAUCCAGCGCCGCGCCCGCGCCCAUUCCAAACAAACAUAUUCCAGUUUGCCCUACCGGUCCGGCACACCCACACGUCCGUGAACCAAAUACCCCUCCACCUUCUCCAGGUCGUGAGGAUGAACGUCGACACCGAUCGUCCCUCCUCUACCCCCCAGAUAAGUUUGAGCAUCUGGAGGCGGGGUCGCUCGCUUUAUAUAAGAUCCAUCCUGGAGACGUGGCAGCCUCCUUAGACCAUCUUUCUAAACAACCUCUACCAGAACCAUCACAAGUAUUUCCCUGGUUCCACGGAUUGCAUCCUUGUAACCAGAUCCAGCAGACCUUUUUCUCGACAAGGAGCAAACCUAUGCGGCAGAUACCUAGCUGUUUACGUGGUAUCACAGUUGUUAAAGCCGACGGUGAUCUCUCGACAGCACGGUUGAAAGGAGCUAUUGCCCCUAAUGAAUUCAUGAAUCCUUGUGCUGAUGGCGAAUUUAUCGAGGUUGAUCCAAAACAGGGAUUCUCCGUCCGGAAUUUUCAGAUUCAGGCCGCUAAAACCGCCAUAACCUCCGAUAUUAUCGUAUAUGGAGAGGACGCGGGGUUGGUCCGCAAAUUGGGAUGGGAAAUCGCGUCGGCACAAUCUAAGUGGCGUAGGAAACACGAAUCCCUUCCGAAAUACAAUACUUUCAUAUGUAUUAGUCCAUUUAGGGACUUUGAGAAAAAGCAUAGCGAAAUUGUCUCAGUCGAUUCAGAGGGUCGCCUGACGGGUGCCGUGGUGGACUUUUUCCACCAGGAACGGUUAGAAAUGUAUGCAAUGACGAAAGCCACCGAGGUAUCACAUAAUGUGUGGAUGGGACCAACUCCUGAACCAGAGGGCGAAGAGCAGCAGCAGUUCGAUAUUCUCAUCGAGUGUAGCGACCUCGGUCGACUGAAUCCAGCCGCGCUACAAGCAAUUGCUGAAGGUCCCAACGACGACGCGAGGCACGCUUACCUCGACUUCCCCUCAUCUGGGAGCAUUCUCCCACCAACGUGGUCCCACGCCGAGGCCGAUGGCAUCCUGGAAACCUGCAAAUGGCUUUGGCAUCUUUCGCACGGAACUUUGCCCUCGCGAUCGGAUACUGAUGUAGACGGCGAUUCUAAUAUGUCUGAUGCAUCCGAAGCAACAGAAGUCGAGACGAACCGGCCGCGGAAGAUUCUAAUACAUUGUGCUGACGGGUAUACCGAGUCGACUAUGUUAGGUAUUGCAUAUUUCAGCUAUAGUACUGGUCGACCGGUUCCUCAAGCCUGGCUUGAGCUGCAUACGAUGAUGAAACGAAAUUUCUUUGCUUACCCAACCGACGUAUCUUUAUUAACCUCAAUCGCGCCUCGUCUACUCCAUGAAUCACCCGUCUGUGCGGAUAAAAGCCUCCUGGAAAUCACGAAUCUCGUGAAACACGAGCCUAAGUGGAUCGCUUCUCUCGACGGUUCAUUCCCGAGCCGAAUUCUCGACUACAUGUACCUGGGUAAUUUGGGUCAUGCUAAUAACCCGGAUUUGCUGAAAGCGAUGGGAAUCAAACAGAUCCUCAGCGUGGGAGAGACAGCCAUGUGGCGGGACGGUGAGCUGGAAGAAUGGGGGGAGGAUAACGUGCUUGUGGUUGAAAAAGUUCAGGAUAACGGUAUCGAUCCGUUGACCAAGGAAUUCGAGAAGUGUUUAGAAUUCAUCGGUGUGUAUACCCACCCGUUUAGCCAUCAUCUGGUCCUAGCGCACGAAGUCGUGAGCCAGGACCUUCCCGAAUAGGAACCUCA